UCUCAUCACUCAUCUCACACAAUCUUAGAAAUAAAUUGCACAGAUUCUAAAUGUAACGCAACUGUGUUCCAAAUUGCACAUCAAUUACCUAAUAAUUCAUCUUAAACCCUGCUUUCCUUUCUAACCCCAACUAGAUUUUCAAAUUCUAAAUUUAAACUCUCUCUCUCUCUCUUUGAUGUUCUGUUAUUUAUUACAUCACAUUACAUAGUUUAUUUUGUUUCCCUUUAUUUACAACAUCAGUUUCUUCGAUUGGUUGAUCUGCUUUUCCAGCAUGUUGGUCUGGCCGAUGAAGAUCAUAUUCAGAAGACACAACCGCGUUGAGGUGUAGAGAGUGACUGAAACAUAAGGCAGUGAGUGCUUUGUAGGAGAUAAUUCUGAGAUUGUUGAAGGUGCGAGCGAGUGAGGCUUUGUUAUGAGAGCUGUUCCUUGUAAAGGGUGGUUUUGAUUGGAUUCUGAUAUGGGUGGGUGUUUUCCUUGUUUUCGAUCAUCCAACGAGGAAGACACUGGGGUGAAGAAGCAAGUGCCCAAGAUAAAUUCUUUUAAAGAAGCUUCAGUUGUUCAGUCUCACCAUCCCUCCAGGGUUAGCUCAGAUAAAUUAAAACUACGGAGUGUCUCAGAUCCUAAGAAGGAACCGCCAGUUCCGAAGGAUGGGCCAACAGCCAAUAUUGCUGCACAAAUAUUUACAUUCCGAGAGCUUGCAGCUGCUACAAAGAAUUUUAGACCAGAAUGUUUAUUAGGUGAAGGUGGCUUUGGGCGUGUAUACAAAGGUCACCUUGAGAGCACUGGCCAAUUAGUUGCUGUAAAACAGCUUGAUCGAAAUGGACUCCAAGGAAAUCGAGAAUUUCUGGUGGAGGUUCUCAUGCUUAGCCUCUUGCAUCACCCAAAUCUUGUGAACUUAAUUGGUUAUUGUGCUGAUGGUGAUCAGCGGUUACUUGUUUACGAAUUUAUGCCGUUGGGGUCUUUGGAGGAUCGCUUACAUGAUCUUCCUCCUGACAAGGAGUCCCUGGAUUGGAACACUAGGAUGAAAAUAGCAGCUGGUGCAGCAAAGGGAUUGGAAUAUUUGCAUGACAAGGCAAAUCCCCCUGUUAUAUAUAGAGACUUAAAAUCAUCCAACAUCCUGCUAGAUGAGGGUUUUCAUCCUAAGUUAUCGGAUUUUGGGUUAGCAAAACUUGGUCCGGUUGGUGAUAAGACUCAUGUAUCCACAAGAGUAAUGGGAACAUAUGGUUAUUGUGCCCCAGAAUAUGCUAUGACUGGGCAACUAACUCUCAAGUCCGAUGUGUACAGUUUUGGAGUGGUAUUCCUCGAACUUAUUACAGGGCGCAAGGCUAUUGAUAAUACACGUGCACCUGGAGAGCAUAAUCUCGUUGCAUGGGCAAGACCUCUUUUUAAAGACCGUAGGAAGUUCCCAAAAAUGGCAGACCCUCUACUUGAUGGGCGUUAUCCAAUGCGAGGACUGUAUCAAGCACUUGCAGUGGCAGCAAUGUGUUUGCAAGAACAAGCUGCUACAAGGCCUCUUAUUGGGGAUGUUGUGACUGCUCUCACAUACCUGGCCUCACAAACAUAUGACCCAAAUGGCAAUGCAACCACUCAGUCUAACAGAGUUGGUCCAUCACUAUCAACCCCGAGGAAUCAUCGAGAUGGAAUGAAUAGGGAUACAAGUGAGUUAGGAAGGAGUGAAAGUGUUGGUGGGUCAGGGUCAGCGAGGAAAUGGGUAUUGGAUGAUGUUGAAACACAGGAAUCUCACAAAGACAGCCCUGUAAAUAGUGCAAGAGGCAGAGAAACACGACACCUGGACAGAGAACGUGCAGUUGCAGAGGCAAAAGUGUGGGGUGAGAAUUGGAGAGAAAAGAAGAGGGUAAAUGCAAUGGGUAGCUUUGACACUACAAACGAGUGAACACGGUACAACAUCAACUCAUUUUCUAGUGAGGAGAUGUAUUAUUGACUCGCACGGCACGGGACAAAUUUGGUCAUAUCAUAUCCUUUAAUGUCUAUAAGCAUCUUGGAUCCAACUCUGAAUGUUCUCCCACAUCAUUCUGGUUGUUAGAUACUAGCAUGUGAAGGAAACAGUUUUUUUUUUCUAAAAAAAAAAAAAAAAUGGGGUCAGGGCAUCCUGUAGAAUGUCAAUUCAUUACUCUCUCUAUGUACUAAGGAUUUGUUGGUUCAUGAUACGAGGAAGGUAACGUGUCUAAUUUUUUCUCCCAUAUUUGCUUGUAAAUGUGGGGAGCUUAGUGGAUUUGGUGUGGGUAUCAUUGCUGUCAUAUAUUGUACUGGUACAGUCUCUGUUGUAUGUCAGAGUUAUAU
Gastrolobium bilobum is the source of this 2301-nucleotide messenger RNA. RefSeq names its product serine/threonine-protein kinase PBL27-like. Gene Ontology annotation, biological process: protein phosphorylation. The transcript has 5 exons. Lineage: Eukaryota; Viridiplantae; Streptophyta; Magnoliopsida; Fabales; Fabaceae. Bases 458 to 1894 code for a protein of 478 amino acids. Gene Ontology annotation, molecular function: protein kinase activity; ATP binding. The record is from RefSeq and is a predicted model, not a curated record.